Molecule: messenger RNA, 3958 nt
Organism: Striga asiatica
Lineage: Eukaryota; Viridiplantae; Streptophyta; Magnoliopsida; Lamiales; Orobanchaceae
Source: the annotation of a GenBank genome assembly
UGACAGAACAACACACAGCUUAUGCUUUUAAUCAUUCAUGGCGACAUGUACGACGAAUGUAACGACGCCGUCUGGGCCUUCCCUUCCCUUUCCUUCCCACGCUUUUCUCUCUCACUUUCACAACACAAAAUGUUUCAGUAGAAAAUCAAAAGAGAAAGAAGAUAGAGGAAAAUUACAACCAUUAACCAAAAAGCCUUCAGAAGAUUGUAUAGGCUCGCCUUUUGAAUCAAACAAAGUGAAUCAAGCUGACUCUAGCUUUAUCUGAAUCUGAAAAAUUCGAAGAAUCUAUUGGGUUGUUUUUGUUUUCGUAUUUUGUUUUCCAGAUUUUGGCAAAUUAUGCUUAGACCAUCACUCUGUUGAUUCUUGCAUAUUAGAUAGUUGGUUUGCUAGAAUCGGGGAUUUCUAGGGUACACGAAUUGUGAAAAACACCAUGGACAGCAUACAAGAUCUGAUCGAGGAAGCUAAACUUCGGACGGUGUGGUGGAUUCUCUGUAUAUUUUCAGUGUCGUACUUCUUGACGCAUACUAGUAAAUCCAUGUUAAUGAAUAUCCCUAUAGCGAUACUCUUUGUCGGUGGACUAAGGAUAUUGCUUAAUGAGGUGGAAUUCCGCUGGAAGGUUCGGAAUAACAGACCGAUGUCCUACUUGUCACAUUUAGAAAAGAAGCAGCUUUCAGUGAAUGAUUCUCGUCUUACUACCCUGCCAGCCCCACCAAAGUGGAAAAGGAAAAUAGAUUCCCCUGUUGUGGAAGCAGCUAUUGAGGACUUUGUCAACAAGCUUUUGCAUGACUUUGUCAUUGAUUUGUGGUAUUCUGAUAUCACGCCUGACAAAGAGGCACCAGAGCUAAUACAUGGUAUAGUCAUGGAUGUUCUUGGUGAAGUAUCUGCGAGAGUGAAAGAACUAAACCUUGUUGACCUGUUAACAAGGGAUGUAGUUGACUUGAUAGGGGAUCAUCUUGAUCUCUUCAGAAGAAACCAGGCUGCCAUCGGAGUGGAUGUUAUGGGCACAUUGUCUUGUGAAGAAAGGGAUGAAAGAUUGAAACACCAUCUUAUGGCCUCUAAGGAGCUUCACCCUGCUUUGAUAUCUCCAGAGUGUGAGUACAAGGUUCUUCAGCGGCUCAUGGGCGGGCUUUUAGCUGUUGUGCUUAGACCAAGGGAGGCCCAAUGUCCCUUAGUCAGAUGCAUUGCUCGUGAACUCUUAACGUGCUUGGUAAUGCAACCUGUUAUGAAUUUCGCAAGCCCCGAGUAUAUUAAUGAGUUGAUUGAAUACAUUAUCCUUGCUUACAACGAUGAGGGAGGCACGGAUGCCACCGAUAAUUUUUCUAAUGUGGAGGGUCGUAAACGUCAGCAGCAGACAGAUUCUGGGGAACAUGGUCAAAACAGUGAAUCCAAUUUGAAGAAAAAUGCACCUUCUAACAAUCAAGGAACUGACUUGUCUUUGGUUCAAUCUGAGUAUAAAAGGAAGAAACAGGAGUUGGGUGACUCAGGUGAUCUUUUAACUGGCACAAUGCUGGAUGAAAACAUGCACACUGGGCAUGCUGAGUGGGUUAAAGUGUUUGAGGCGGCAACCCAGAGAAGAACUGAAGUUCUAAUGCCUGAAAAUCUUGAAAACAUGUGGGCAAUAGGAAGAAACUAUAAAAAGAAACUCCAAAAGAAAGGUGCUCCAGGGCAUCAUGCUCCGGAAGUUACAGGUUUGGCAAACAGCACAUUUGCUACAAAAGAUUUGGUGACUGAAGCGGCUAAGCGGAAGCCUCAAACAUAUGACCGAGUAGAAGACAAAGUUUUUAUGCAACUACCCCCCAGGCCCCAACAAGAUACUCGACCGAGUGAUCUCAGUACUGAUUCUUUAAGCAGUUCUCAAGAGCUUAAUAAGGAUGUGUUUCCGAAGGAUAAAAGCUCUAGUUUACAUGAGUUGGAUAUUUCCUGCGAAAGUAAAAAUAGGCUCAAACGAUCAAACAGCACAUCUGACUUGAAAAUUCAGCCCAAUCUGGGAAAUAUGCUUGUCAGUAAAAGCAGUACUCCCAUCAUUAAUGAAUACUAUAGUGCAGAUGUCGAUAAACUUAACAUGCAGAACAUUAGUAGUGGUUCAAAUAUGGUAUUACGCCAUGAAGGAAUGCAUAUCCCAAAGCUCAGAUGUAGGAGUUGCUUCAUGGCACAGAAUUCUCAUUUUUUAUUUAACACUUAUUCUUCUAUUAUAUGUUUUCUAAUGAUAAUCUAUCCGUUGGCUGGGUAUUCUGGUUUGCAGGUGGUUGGAGCGUACUUUGAGAAACUUGGCUCAAAAUCUUUUGCAGUUUACUCUAUUGCUGUGACCGGUGCAGAUAACACCACAUGGUUUGUGAAAAGAAGAUACCGGAACUUCGAGAGAUUGCAUAGGCAUCUUAAGGAUAUCCCCAAUUAUACAUUACAUUUGCCUCCUAAAAGGAUAUUCUCGUCAAGUACAGAGGAUGCCUUUGUCCACCAGCGCUGCAUACAGCUUGACAAGUAUCUUCAGGAACUCUUGUCAAUUGCUAAUGUUGCUGAGCAACAUGAGGUGUGGGAUUUUCUAAGUGCCUCCUCGAAGAAUUACGCUUUUGGGAAAUCUCCUUCUGUGAUGAGGACUCUGGCUGUUAAUGUUGAUGAUGCUAUGGAUGAUAUCGUACGCCAAUUCAAAGGGGUAUCUGAUGGCCUUAUGUGGAAAGUUGGUGGCUCACCUUCAUCUUCUUUUGGACAAACUUCUUCUGUUGUGCCCAAAAGUCUUUCCUGGAAUACUGAUGAUAUAAACAAGUUGGCUUUAAGACCAAGUACCUCAGAGUCAUUGAACAGUUUCUCUGACAAUGAUGAUGGGGAUAAAGAUGUGGGCCAUGGCGAACAAGAAGUCGAGGCUGUGACCCGAGCUAGUGGUUUGCAUUCAGACUAUGAGUUAAGCUCAAAGGGGUUCCCAACAAGGGUGGUUAAGCACGAUGAAGAUGUCGGUAACUUUGUUUCUGAAGAGAUAGCUAGUUCGAGGUCGAAAUCGGAGUUAAAUUCCAUGAGCAGAUAUCCAGAACAAAAUCUGUCCUUAUCAUAUGUUCCUCAAGAGGACCCGUCUGCGGUUCCUCCAGAGUGGACGCCUCCAAAUUUGAGUGUUCCAGUUCUGAAUUUAGUUGAUAAUGUAUUUCAGCUCAAGAGAAGGGGCUGGCUAAGGAGGCAGGUCUUUUGGAUAUCAAAGCAGAUAUUGCAGUUGGUCAUGGAAGAUGCCAUUGAUGACUGGCUGUUGAGGCAAAUCCAAUGGCUCCGCAGGGAUGAUGUUAUCGCACAAGGGAUUCGGUGGGUCCAAGAUGUUCUGUGGCCUGGUGGCACAUUCUUCCUGAGAUUGCGUGCUCAAAAUCAACAAAGUGGCUGUGAAGAAUCCCAGCAGACGAGGAAAUCUGGAGGGACGAGGCUCCCACAGCCUGGGUCUUUCGAACAACAGCUGGAAGCUGCCCGCAGGGCUAGUGAUGUGAAGAAGAUGAUAUUCAAUGGUGCUCCCACAACUCUGGUCAGCUUAAUCGGGAACAAGCAAUACAGGCGCUGUGCAAGGGAUAUUUACUAUUUUCUUCAGUCCACAGUCUGUUUGAAGCAACUUGGCUAUGGAAUUCUGGAACUUGUUCUGAUAUCUAUUUUCCCGGAAUUACGUGACGUCGUGAUGGAUAUUCACGAGAAGAAUGAAUGGUGAGCUAAUGUGGUGAAGCUAAGUUUUGAUUGUUAUUUUUUGCCUUCUCUCAGUGUGUGAAGAUGGUCAAAAUCUCCAGCACUAGUUUUUGUGCUGAUAAAAUGUUCAAAAUUAAUGGAGAAAGUAUGUGCGGUUAGCUAUUUUAGAAUAUGAGAUGUGCAUUUGUGCAGUAUUUGAUGCUUUUUUUCCUUCUUUUUUUUUCUUUUUCUUUUUCGUAUGGACCAACUCUAUUCAUUAUGUAUAGAAUGUAAGAUAUCCGUAUGUAGGGUCAUUAUUAUUAUUAUUAUUAUU